This is a messenger RNA of Drosophila innubila, 2537 nucleotides long. RefSeq names its product GTP-binding protein Di-Ras2. Gene Ontology annotation, cellular component: plasma membrane. Bases 144 to 839 code for a protein of 231 amino acids. NCBI's taxonomy places the organism in Eukaryota, Metazoa, Arthropoda, Insecta, Diptera, Drosophilidae. Gene Ontology annotation, biological process: signal transduction. The record is from RefSeq and is a predicted model, not a curated record. Gene Ontology annotation, molecular function: GTPase activity; GDP binding; GTP binding. The transcript has 4 exons.
AGUGAACAAUUUAAAAUAAACCAAAGUAUGGCGCUCAAGUAAAACACACUCCAACCCGGUCUACAGCAACGCAAACAGGCGGCAGACUUCAAUUUUUUGGCAACUAACCAAAAACAAAAGAAAAUCAGGAAAACUAUUUCAAGAUGACGGAGCAAAAGAAUCAAGUGACGCGGGCAGCGCCGGAACAGAGCAACGACUAUCGUGUCGUGGUCUUUGGCGCCGGCGGUGUUGGCAAAAGUUCCCUGGUCCUUCGCUUCAUAAAGGGGACAUUCCGCGAGAGCUAUAUACCCACCAUUGAGGACACCUAUAGACAGGUCAUAAGUUGCAAUAAGAAUAUUUGCACACUACAAAUCACGGAUACGACAGGAUCACAUCAGUUCCCGGCCAUGCAACGGUUGUCCAUCUCGAAGGGUCAUGCAUUCAUCUUGGUCUAUUCGGUGUGCUCCAAACAGAGCCUCGAGGAAUUGCGACCGAUUUGGGCGCUUAUCAAAGAGCUGAAGGGUGAUGUGAACUCGAUACCCGUGAUGCUGGUGGGCAAUAAAUGCGAUGAGAGCACUGAGCUGCGUGAGGUAUCGCAAAUUGAGGGACAGGCCCAGGCGACGACCUGGAGCAUAUCAUUUAUGGAGACGUCGGCCAAAACCAAUCACAAUGUAACCGAGUUAUUUCAGGAGCUGCUCAACAUGGAGAAGACGCGCACCGUUUCCUUGCAGCUCGAUACGAAAAAGCAAAAGAAGCAGAAAAAGGAGAAGAAAUCCAAGGAGACGAAUGGCGCCAUACCGGAGAACGGUGAGGCGGGUGCAAGUGGCGCUGGCGUCAAGGAAAAAUGUGGUGUUAUGUAACGUGUUUUCCCAGCUAUAUUGGUGACAGACAAAUACUCGCAUUGGGACAGUGGCACUACUCGAAAACUCAUCCCAUAAACACACACACACACCACAUAUGCAUAUACUAUACAUAUACAUAUACGAGUAAUAUAUAUACAUACAUAGAUACAUAUAUAUAUUUCACUUUGGGACUGAUGUUAUCGGAGAACAGCCUGCUGCAUACAAAAAAUAUAUAUUAUUUAAUUAUAGAUGACAAAUAUGAAAUGAAAAUAAUAAGACAAGCAUUACAAGUAUAUUUUGCAUACAUAGAUUUUAUCCACAACACCUUUUAGAAGGCGGCCAACACAUCUCCCUUUCCCCCUCCCACCCGCACCACACAUAAAUCAUAUGAAUUAUAUAUGGAUACAUAUUGAUUUUUUUCUGGGUUCUGAGAAUAACAAAAAUAUGAAAAAACAAAAAUCAAAGAUAACUAUUACAUCUGAAACGUAACGGCAUACAUAUCAAAUACAUAAUACAUACCUACAUACAUACAUACAUCGCAUGACAUACUCGCACAUACAUAAUGUAAGAUCAACAUAAUGAUUAUGAUAUAUAAAUAUCUCAAAUGAAAAGCCAAAGUACCUAUAUAAAAAGACAUACAAUUUUUAUCUAACUAACGAUAUAUACUAACGACAAAAACAAAUUAUAAAUUACAAUGUGUAUUUACAUAAAAUUCAUUAGCUAACAGAAGACAAAUACAUAUACUUAAGACAAUUAUGGAGAAUUUGUACUGGGAAUUGAAUCGAACCGAAUGAUUAUUCCCAAUUAAUGUUGGAAUCCGUUCCAAUUGUUGCAAAGCCUCCUUUCUGACUAUCAAUCAAUUGCUGUAUAACUAACUAUUUACCACCAAAAUCUUUCAACCAACAACAAAAUUGCUACUUUCGUCGCUUGAAAAUGUAUAAAUAAUACUCAGAAUCGUACCCAUAUAUGAUGAUCCUUAGGAAAUACACAAACCAAAGUCGCGUGCUAAUUUCUUAACAAUUGUUUUCACUAAAAAAUGUUAAACAAAAAUGCAUUUCUUUUAUGUAUUUAUAAUGGAAUAUGUAUUAAUUUACAAUUAUUUGCUGAAAUUUAUUAAUAUUAAAAGUAUAAUGCAAAAUAAAUUAGCUUUAAUCAAAAGUUUAGGCUUCGCGUGGAGAUCCGUUGUUUUGAUUGUUCGGAUUUGCAAGCAUUAUACCGGAUUCGGAUCUUCACACCAAGCAAUAAGCACAAUUUUUUGCCGCUCAUUAAGAAAUUGUAGAGUUAGUUCUAAUAAAAAAAAUAGAAAAAUUAAACCAUGUACAUCGAAUAGGGAGAAAAUGUGCAAAGAAUGGAGCAUAUAAGUUGCCUGUUUUUUAAAAACGAAAUUUUUAAUGAAAUAUGUAUGUUUAACUCGAAGUAAAAACAGUUCACAAGUUGUGGUAUUUAACAAUUUAUCUAGUGGGUCGUAGGAGUUAGUCUAUUUGAGGAAAAAAUAGUUCGCGUUGUUUUGAUGUUAAUUGAUAUUAAAAUGGCAUUAGUUAUUUUGUAAAAAUUAUGUAUUAUGUAAACAAAACGAAAAUUGUUUUCGUUAACUGAUGUUAAGCUAUUGUAAUUAUUAUUAUUAUUAUUAUAUUAUGACUGCUCAUUUCUUAUGCACACUGUAAACACAUACAUAUAUUAAAAAUGCCGCAUGCUCGUUGUUAAGCACUGAAUACG